CAUUUCCCCAGUAUAUAAUGAAGAUGGGUAAAGCUUCCGUUUUGUGCUUCUUCUUUGCCGUCAUCUGCCUUGCUUUUAUUUCUUCUAAUAUUGGAGUUACGGAGGGAUAUGGGCUGUGCAAUUGGGCCUGUGACCCAAAGGUGGGGGACUGCGCAACUCUGUGUAAAAAGCAAGGCUAUUACAGCGGGUUUUGCCACGAGCUUGACGGCGUCCUCACUUGCUGCUGCCUCGUUUCAGCCCUUUGAUUUUUGCCACACUAUUUUUCACAAUUAUGUUAAAUUUAAUUAGUAGGAACUAGUAAUUUUAUUUGUUUUUAUAUACUCCAAUGUACUCCCUUCCUUCUUUAUUAAUCUACAUUUUAUGGUGACUUUCAUAAUAUAUUAAUUAAAAAUAAACAUAAAAUAUAAAAUGUAUUUACAUUCACUUAUUUUUUCAAUACAUUGUGAAAGUUAAUUAUACGGAGUAAUAAAGAGUUAAUUAACAU
Molecule: messenger RNA, 484 nt
Organism: Cuscuta campestris
Lineage: Eukaryota; Viridiplantae; Streptophyta; Magnoliopsida; Solanales; Convolvulaceae
Source: the annotation of a GenBank genome assembly